ACGGCGACGUUGGUUUAUGCCUUACAAAUAAUAAUAAUAUUUUCAAUUUCCCCUACUUGUCUCCGCAAAAUCGACGAAGAAGACGAUUACCAGAGUUUGUUUUAGGAUAUGGAAGCAGUGGGCAAACGGAAAUUUGAAGAGACCACCGUGUCGCAUGAUGUAGCUAGUAGCGGUUUUAUAUCGGAAGAAGAAUGGUCUGCUGCUGUAAAUAACGAUCCACCAUCUGGAUGGACUGACGAAGAUGAUGAUGAUGAUGAUGAUGAUGAUGAUGAUGUAGUUAGUAGCGGUUUUAUAUCGAAAGAAGAAUGGUCUGCCGCUGUAAAUAAUGAUCCACCAUCUGGAUGGACUGACGAAGAUGAUGAUGAUGUGGUCACGGAUUUGGAGCAAGAGUUAUAUCGCCAAAUUCGCGAAUCCGACGGAUUUGAUGUUGACAUACGUAUUCCGAGUAGUUUUCUUUAUGUGUACAAAUGUGCCAACAAUGAUGACUAUCGUGAUGCUGACAUUGUUGGCAUUUGUGCUAGAGUGGGACUCCAUUGGUACAACUUUCACAAGGGCUCAAACCUUGAGUUUAUGCACGUAGAUAAAUAUAACUCUAGAUUCUGUGCGCUUAUGACUUACCAUAUAACUGCGGAGGCUAUUGAUCCAGCCAACGAUUCACGUUUCACUUUCCAGACAUGUGCUACGAGAACUACAUGUAAGAACGAUGAAGACCUGAGGAUACUGACUGAAGUUUGUAGAAUAAAACCCAAGAUUCAAGGUACUGGAGACAUAUUAAAGCGAUGGAAUGACGAAGCAAUUGAUGAUAUCUACAAAGGCAAUCUACCUGAGUGGAUUUCGGAUGAUGCUUUGAUACCAUGCAGUGAGCAAGAUCAGUUUUAUGAGGUGCAAGAGUCAGAUAUCAAAGAACACAACUGGCUUAAUCUAUACACUGAAAUUGCGUCUUACUCGCUGUGGGAAGGAGACAUGAGGCUCGAGUCUUGUGUGCCGGUGCAGAUUAUGAAGGUCAUUGUAGAGACUCGUGAAGCUGUGGAGUCAAAGGAAAAGUUGAUGGCUGGGAAUGCGAUCUUCUACAUUAGUUUCAGAGUCUUGAAUGCUCCUCAUGGUCCACCUCAAGAUCACAGAGCCAUUGUAAGAAGAACUGUUGAUGGGAUUCCAGGACAUGUUUGUCUUGAGUUUAAGUGUUGGCUCAAGGAUCUGUGAGUCGUUCUAUUAACUUAGAAGUUUGGCCUGAGUAUGAUAUCUAUUAGGUACUGUUCUCUCAGUAUAGGUACUGUUCUCUCAGUAGUCAGUAUCUAUAAAUUUAUCUAAGAUGUUGGUUGCAAUGUAAUAAACUGAAGAUCUGAAUCCUUAAUAAUGAAAUUUAUUUGUUUGUUUUGCUGUUUCA
Arabidopsis lyrata subsp. lyrata is the source of this 1384-nucleotide messenger RNA. Its product is annotated as UPF0725 protein At4g29550. The record is from RefSeq and is a predicted model, not a curated record. Bases 109 to 1200 code for a protein of 363 amino acids. The transcript is spliced from 5 exons. NCBI's taxonomy places the organism in Eukaryota, Viridiplantae, Streptophyta, Magnoliopsida, Brassicales, Brassicaceae.